AAGACUCUAAAAUCUAUUCGUCCGUUGCGAAUAGUAAUGUUUUAUUUAAAAAUCAUAAAUAAAAUAAAAACGUAAGAAAAAAAAGACCAAGUGAAGACAAAACGGAGCAGAGAAGAAAAGAGUAAAGAGAGAGAGAGAGCGGAGCAGAGUAAAAAGGGAAGAAGAGAGAUGAUGAUUUCUCGGAGACCCGUUUCGAGUCCGGGUCGGGUCGAGAAAUAUCCACCGCCUUUUAUGGGUUUUCUGAGGAGUAAGAGUAACGGCGGCAGUACAAGUAGAAGUAGAAGCCGGAGCAGAGGAAGGUCACGCGCGAGUCCUCUCUUCGUUCGCCGGAAUAAAUCCGCUGCUGCGGUGACUCAAGAACCGUCGUCUCCUAAAGUUACUUGCAUGGGUCAAGUCCGAGUCAAGCGAUCAAAGCCCAAAAUUAAACCCGAAUCUCGAGAUAACCCGACCCGACGACGGUGUAAGUGGAUCCGAGACGCGCCGUUUUAUAACAAACUCGCCGAGAAGAUCAAAACGUUGUCGUUUAGGCCUAAAUGGAGAUUGUUUUCGUUUCCCUGUUCUCGUCAGGCAUCGAAGGAGAAAGAUUCUCCGAUAACCCAAUUAGACCGUCCGGCGACGGAAUCAAUCGAAGAAAUUAAAGAGGAAAUCGAAGAAGAAGAAGAAAAAUUCGAAAUCCCUAAAUUAUUCGUGUCUCCGGCAACAACGCCGCCGUUAAACGCUCUUUUGUUAACGAGAAGCAGAUCUGCACCGUACAGAUCGUCGUCGUUGGCUUAUAGAUUCUGGGAAGAAAACAACCAACGAGAAGCUGAAUUACAACAAAACGUGAUUCCAACCGAGAAAAGCAAUGGUGUUCACGAGUCGGAGAAUGUUGAUAGAGAUAAAGUAGAGAUAACGGAGUUAGAGUUGAUACGGCGGCCGGUGUUGACAAGGAGCAAAUCGGAGCCGGCGAGGAUCGGGGGAGAAGAAGAUGAGGGUGUUGCUUCCGGAUGAAGAAGAAGGUUAGGGGUAGGGUUUAGGGUCUCUCUUCUCUCUCUCCAUCACGUGAUUGAUUAUUUCACUACUAAUUUUUAAUUAAUCGAUUUAAUUGUCAUUGUUUAGGAAUGAAUUGACUUUUGUUUAGAUACAGAGGAAAACAAUUUGUAACUGUAUAGUAACAUAAGGUGUGUAAGUAUGUGUAUUCAAAAAUAUAAAAUGUUUAACAAU
Messenger RNA from Capsella rubella, 1203 nucleotides. RefSeq lists its product as uncharacterized. The transcript has a single exon. The record is from RefSeq and is a predicted model, not a curated record. The coding region runs from base 169 to 990 and encodes 273 amino acids. NCBI's taxonomy places the organism in Eukaryota, Viridiplantae, Streptophyta, Magnoliopsida, Brassicales, Brassicaceae.